GAGAGAGUUUGUUGAAGUUGAAGCGGGAAGAAAUGGCAAUCCCCAUAUUGAGGGCUGCAAUGAUUUCUCAUUCUCGGUCUCGGCAACUCAUUCAUUCCAUAUCUUCUAUUGAUGAAACCGCAAAGAAGAGGAAGAGAGUGGUGCUCUCUUCUUCUUUUUCUUCAGAACUUAACCCUUUAAUUCGGUCCGAGGUAUCAUUUUCUGUUGGGACUUGCCUCAUUCCACAUCCAAAAAAGGUUGACAGAGGUGGGGAAGAUGCUUUCUUUGUCAGCAAUCAUAAUGGGGGAAUUAUUGCUGUUGCUGAUGGCGUCUCUGGUUGGGCUGAAGAGGACGUGGAUCCUUCACUGUUCCCACGUGAAUUGCUGGCUAAUGCUUCCAAUUUUGUAGGAGAUGAGGAGGUGAACAAUGAUCCUCAGAUUCUUAUAAGGAAAGCGCAUGCUGCUACUUCCUCUACAGGCUCAGCUACUGUUAUUGUUGCUAUGCUGGAGAAGAAUGGGAUUCUAAAGAUUGCCAAUGUUGGGGAUUGUGGCUUAAGAGUUGUCCGUAAUGGUCAUGUGAUUUUUUCCACUUCUCCACAAGAACAUUACUUUGACUGUCCAUUCCAACUGAGCUCUGAGAGGGUUGGCCAAACAUACCUUGAUGCAGUGGUAAGCAAUGUGGAGUUGAUAGAAGGAGACACAAUUGUUAUGGGAUCCGAUGGACUUUUUGAUAAUGUUUUUGACCAUGAAAUUGUUUCAACCGUUAUUAGACACAAAGAUGUUGCUGAGACUGCAAAGGCACUGGCUAACUUGGCAAGCAGUCAUGCAAUGGAUUCAAAUUUUGAUUCUCCCUAUUCGUUGGAGGCCAGGUCUAAGGGUUUUGAAGCCCCCUUAUGGAAGAAGAUUCUUGGAAUGAAGCUUACAGGUGGAAAGCUUGACGAUAUUACUGUAAUUGUUGGUCAGGUUGUAAGUUCAUAAGAUUUGUUAAUCUCAAUGUUGAUUAUACUUAAAGAAAACAAGGUCCUAAUUGCUGAGAUCACUAGAGCGGGAGUUGCCUUAAGUAUUCUGUGGCCACUAAAUUUUGGUGAUGCUCUGAGAAAUAAGGAUUUAUUCAUGGAAGCAUUCCUGCUUUGUCAUCAAAUCUGUUGUGCUUUAUGCAAUGAGAAAGAAGCUAUGUAAGAUAUUCAUAGAAAAAUUGUUUUUCGUGUAUGACAUGUUACUACCUAAGAAUUGUCUUUGAUAAGG
This is a messenger RNA of Gastrolobium bilobum, 1223 nucleotides long. RefSeq names its product probable protein phosphatase 2C 26. The record is from RefSeq and is a predicted model, not a curated record. NCBI's taxonomy places the organism in Eukaryota, Viridiplantae, Streptophyta, Magnoliopsida, Fabales, Fabaceae. Bases 33 to 956 code for a protein of 307 amino acids. The transcript is spliced from 11 exons.